GUUAGAAUAGCUGUCAUCGUACUUACACAGCAAGAUAAAGUUUUUUUGGGGGAGGGUUUUUGUUUACUUGGGCCGCAAGAGAAUACUCCACGUAGGAGUUUAUCACACAAUCACUUGACAUACAGCGAUGGUCAGUCACAAAUCAAAAAAACUUGGGCUUUACCGAUUUAUCCAGACCAUCGCACCAACACGAGAGGAAGUCCAGUCAAAAGGGUGAUUGAAAAACUUCUUUCGCGGAUAUAUACAAAGUAAGCGUCGAACUGCCCUCGGAAAAAUUCAAAAGUUAUCGCACGUCUGUGAUUUAAAAGUCUGCGUGUUGAGAUAGCAAGAGAAGUCUAGCAGUAUACGAGUCCAUUAAAAUGGAGGCUACAUUUUAUGACGAAUCGUUGAGUGGAGCCAACUCUCAGAACGAGAAGGCCUGUGGGAAUGGGAACAAAACCAUGAAGCGAAACAUGACACUGAAUCUCAACGACCCAACCAAGAAUUUAAAACCACAGUUCCUCGAUAUAUUAACAUCUCCCGAUGUUAAUUUGCUGAAACUGGCCUCCCCGGAACUGGAACGACUGAUUAUUCAGUCCAGCAAUGGGUUCAUACCCACUACUCCAACUCCAACACAGUUUCUUUGUCCCAAAAACGUGACUGACGAACAAGAGGGCUUUGCCGAGGGGUUCGUUAAAGCACUUGCGGAGUUACAUUAUCAACAACAAACGCCCAAUGUCAAUCCCACGGCACAAGGAGUAACUUCUAAUGACAUGACGCCUAGCGUCUCUGAAACGGGCAACGCACCCUACAGCAGCAGUGUGCGCACUGAACCUGCGGGCUACACAAACUUUGGAUCACUGAACAGAGCCCUGAGCACCAUAGCAGGAUCCAACUACGGGGACACGAAUCCUGCUACGAACUACGGGGCAUUACCUUUGCAGAACCCGACAAACGCGCAACAACCAUGCCUACAUCCUCGGCUGCGGACUUUAAAAGAAGAGCCUCAGAGAGUGCCCGACAUUAACGGCGAGACACCUCCUUUGUCACCCAUCGACAUGGAGAGUCAGGAGAGAAUUAAAGCCGAGAGAAAGCGAAUGAGAAAUCGCGUGGCCGCGUCUAAAUGUAGGAAGAGGAAGCUGGAGAGGCUGGCGAGACUGGAAGAAAAGGUGAAAACUCUGAAAACUCAGAACACGGAGCUGUGCACCGCCGCUAAUGUGCUGCGAGAUGAAGUGGCGCAGCUCAAACAGAAGGUUAUGGAUCACGUCAACAGUGGGUGCCAUCUUAUGUUUACCCAGCAGAUGAAAGGUUUCUGAGCUUUUAAAGACCAGAGUGUGGUGCUUAGGACAAAGAAAUAAUGGACUCAGUUUCAGAGACCGUCUAGACGAUGUCUUCGCUUUCAAUGCCCAAAGUCGUCUAGAUUUUAAAUAUCUUUUGUCUGUAAUAUACUACUUAUGAAAGAGCCCGAUUUCUAACUUAGGUUACUGCAUAUCUUGCCACGUCGUAAAAUUGACAGCAGUUUUGUAUGUAAAUAACAUGGUAUGGGAACCUGUUUCGUUUGAGUAUCUAUUUAUUGUUUCUAGCUUUAAAGUUU
This is a messenger RNA of Chanos chanos (milkfish), 1573 nucleotides long. RefSeq names its product transcription factor AP-1. Gene Ontology annotation, molecular function: transcription factor binding; DNA-binding transcription factor activity, RNA polymerase II-specific; RNA polymerase II cis-regulatory region sequence-specific DNA binding. Gene Ontology annotation, cellular component: transcription regulator complex. The transcript has a single exon. The record is from RefSeq and is a predicted model, not a curated record. Gene Ontology annotation, biological process: regulation of transcription by RNA polymerase II; regulation of cell cycle; regulation of cell population proliferation. NCBI's taxonomy places the organism in Eukaryota, Metazoa, Chordata, Actinopteri, Gonorynchiformes, Chanidae. The coding region runs from base 360 to 1295 and encodes 311 amino acids.